CAAGAUGGCGGACGGAAAGACAUAUUAUGAACUUUUAGGAGUGGAUAGAAACGCUUCAGAAAAAGAGGUUUUUUGAAGCUUAUUUUUAUGUAUUUUAUAAAUAAUAUAAUCUACUUUUGUUGCUUUUACUUCUAUGCUCGGUUGUUGUUGUUUAAAGGUAUUAGUUUUGAUGUUUUUAGGAAUUAAACUAAAGAAUUAGUUUUGUUUUUUAGAUCACUAAAGCGUAUAGAAAGAAAGCAUUGAAAUGCCAUCCUGAUAAAAAUCCUGAUAAUCCUAAUGCAGGUAGUCUAUUUGAAAUGGCCGUCUUAACGUUUUAGUUGUUUUUUGUAGCUUUAAUAAUGUGUAAAUAUUGUUUUAUGUUAUUCGUGUUGAUCUUGGUGUUAUGUACUGUAGUCUUUGUUAUGACGGCCAAUCACGGGUUAUUCCUGCUUAGUAUUUUCAUGUAAACAACUAAAAUGUAGAACAAGCAUUUACUAGAAAUGAAUAGAAAAUUGGGCUACUUCAUAGCUUCCCUGAGUACCAGGAAUAUUUGAUUGCAUGUUUUUAAUGGUGUAUGUGGUCAGUGAUUAGCUGCUUAUGAUAAAAUAUAUGUUUUUAGAGACAUACCUCUGGUAUCUAGGUGGAUAUUUUAGAAGAUUGUUACCAUGUGCAUGCAUUUUGGAACGAAAAAUACCAAAACAUCAGAUGCAUGUACGCAACGCGUACCUAUUUUUUUGCAAAGAACGCGAAAUUUGGUACCCUCUACAGUACUUUUGAAGUAAAGAUUAAUUAUGUCCUUAUUUUGUCUAGACUUAUCAUAUUUUUUCAAUAACACUCAAUAUUUGUUCAUUUUUUGACUUAUUACUGAAUCUACUUUUUCAGCGGAGUUGUUUCACAAACUGAGCAAAGCUUUUGAAGUUAUCGGAAAUCCAAAAGCAAAGGUACUUACUGUUGUUCAAGACUGAUUUUUGUUAUGCAGCCUAAAUUGAAAAAUAAUGAUGAUUGUCCCAACAGGCAGCAUACGAUGCAACAUUGAAAGCAAAAGAAAGAGCUCGAUUACGUGUUAAAGCUUUCGACAGCAAGAGAAAGAAAUUUAAAGAAGGUUUGUGUUGUUUUUAAAACCUUAAGAAAGGUAGAUUUCGCGCGGUUCCUUUCACUCGCCCAAUGAAGCUAGGAGAAAAUUCUGAGAUGGACUUGUGGCAAGCCUAUAAGACAUAAGAGGCUAAAGUACUUGGAUCACAUUUUCAUGUUCCCGUUAAAAUUUCAGAUUUGGAAGACAGGGAAAAGUCCAGUCAAGAUGACUACGUAAAGGACGAAGUGCUUGUGAAGAAUUUGGAGCAAGAAGUAAGAUGAGACUUUGUGUUGCAAACAAAACUUCGAAUUCUUGGGUUAAGAUGUAGUAUAGUUUGCAGCCACGUGAGUUGGUACACCUGCGCAUGACAAGCACUGGGGAUAAGUGACCUCUUCAAGUUACAUGAUUAAACAUGUAAAAAAUACCCAUGAACUUCGAUGCCGCAGAUUGUGGCUUCGGUUCUCGCUACGGACUCAUGUGAAAAGAGUCAACGCUCUGCCGAAAGUCGUGGGUUUUCUCCGCGUGCUCUGGUUUCGCACAGUUAAGAAAGUAAUAUCACAAUUGUUGUAAAGAUAAACCUAUACGCCUUUGAAAUAUAAACCUAUACGCCAAGAAAAUUGAGUAUAGUUGAACUUUCGCAGCGUCUCCGUGAACACACAAGCUAUAGACCCAUUGCACUGACGUCACAAAUCCUUAGAGUGUCCUCCAGAUGCUCCCUAACAAUAUCUGUUCGUGUACAACAACCACAUACAGCGCAAAAAUUAACCAUUUUAAUACAAAAUUAUUAUAAAUUUUUACAAAAUUUGCUUUGUUUACAAGAGUUAUAUUAUACAUAGAUUGCUAGUUUGUCCUCCAGAUGCAUCGUCACCGGCGCUGUGAUGUCAUGUGCAAUGGGUCUCUAGACGUGUAACGUGCGCAUGUUGAACAUGUUCGCUCAUCUGCCCAGACAAAGUGACGGUUAGUUCAAAACGACAAAGGGUUUAUUCCAUUUCAGUUUAUUGGUGUUUGAUGAGAGCUUCUAUUGAUCUAGAUUGAACGUCUAAGAGAAGAAGGACUAAAAAUAUUACAACGAGAACAAGAGUUGAUAAAACAACAAAUUGAAGAAGAAAGAAAAAGAACAGAAGCCUCUGUUGGGACGGAAGAUUUUAAUUUCACACCAAAACUUAAGGUGAUGAGAUCGAGGUUUUAUGAACUUCUGAAAUGAUUCUCACUAUUUGUUUAAACCGCGCAGAUUGAGUUUAUAUAUAGCUGACAGUUCUAAACUGUUCUUCCUAGAGGUCCGAUAAGCAUCAUCUCUUAUUGAUCCAGUGUUACUACAGGAGAAAACUAAACUAACUUUAUUUAUAUUGGAUAGCUCUAUCAGUUCUAAACUGUUCUUCCUAGAGAUCCAGUAAAAAUAAUCUCUUAUUGAUCCAGUGUUACUACAGGAUGAAUCCUAAACUAAAUUUAUUUAUACUGGAUAGCUCCAUCAGAUCUAAACUGUUCUUCGUAGAUAGAAAGAGCACCGAGUUUUUAACCUGUGGCUUGGCUGAUAUCUACACUGAUAAUCCACGAAUCUAGCGUGAUUCGUAAGCAUAAAUUGGUUUGUUCUUUACCCUAGAUUCGAUGGAAAUGUCAAAAAAAUGAUAACACAAAUGGAGGAUACUCGUCAGAGCUACUUCACUCCAUGUUUAGAAAGGUUAAUAAAUUUAAUAUAUUUCAUGUUAUACUGUAUAAUAUGCAUUAUUAAUUUAUUAACUUCUUCCAAUCUUCUUCUUAGUGCAUGUACAUGUACAUCCCUACUGACAAAUGAACAAACUUAAAUUUUUGUUGCAGUAUGGUGAAAUUGAGAAUCUCUUGGUAUCAUCAAAGAAGGCUGGAAGUGCUAUCAUCGAAUUUAAAGAUUUAAAAUCUGCCGUGAGUGCAACAAAACAAUGUUCGUUCAUCUAGAAGUCAGAGAAUACUGAUUUUUUAUAUCUCAAUCUUUCCUUCAGGAAAUGGCAGUCGAGAAUGAAAGAGGGAAUCCCGCCAACCCUUUGAGAAUAACGUGGCUGGAAGGAGCUGCCCCUAAACUGACCCAUGAUGAACGACAUGACAGUUCAUCAGCUAAGGUUGAUACACCCAUAAAUGUAUGUAUGUAUGUAUGUAUGUAUGUAUGGAUUGUAUUCUUAUGGGAUUCAAGUCGUUAUUACCCGAGCAUGUGCCAACUAGAAUUGCGUGAUCAAUACUGACAAUGGUUCAGGGGUGGAUCUAGCCUCAUCUGCAAGGAGGGGUACAGGUUUUCCGCAUGGGGUGGUGCAUGAGGGAGCCUUACUGCCCACUCUCCUCUGCAGUCUGCAACGCUACUAUCCCAACAUCACCAUUAUUUGAGAUGGCCGAAUCUCCAUGUUCGCCGUUCUGUUACGUUUUACAUUAUCUUUUGUUUAUAAAGUUUAUAUCGACUUUUUAUCACGUAUGCGUGACUGGACAGUUGCUGUAGCACAGUACAGUAAAUUUGCUUGUUAAAGUACAGUAUAUUUGAAAAUAUGGCUGUAUAUAACAACCUCGACAUGUUUACAUAUUUAACCAUGAUUUUAAACUAAAGCAUUCUGAGUAUUUUCUCGUGAGCUCACAAAUGAAUUAAAUCGUUUCAAAAAAUCGACACGCGCUAACAGUAGAAGUUUCGCUAAUCGCUAUGCGAAAAGCAGAAAAUGCAUGGUCAAGCAGAUUGUUUUAGGAUGGUGCUGGACUUCUCUAGGCGGUGCUAGACACCACUAAAUGUUGAUAUUCCUUGUUUUAAGGUGACAUCUACGAGUGAAAAUAAUUUAGUAUCUGGGAGAGACUUUGAAAGCUUAGUGAUGAGAAAACUACGUCAAGCUGAAGAAAGAAAAAGACUCUGUGAGGAACUCGCGAAUGAAGACGCAAGCUAGCUAGGAAGGUCAGUGUUAGCAAGCGCGCCGAAUGAAUUACCACCACCUCGUCUCUGGGGAAACAAUGUCAGGAAAUUGUCUACCAAAAGGGAGAUUGGUGCAAUAUUGCAUAGGACAGAAAGUUAUUGAUUCACCUCUGUAAGAUACCGAUAUCAAUUACCAGAUUACUAUUACAAGGUGAAGAAAAACAAAUGAAACUGUUACUCUGCAACAAAAAAUUAGAUAAAAAAUUCCAG
Molecule: messenger RNA, 4175 nt
Organism: Paramuricea clavata
Lineage: Eukaryota; Metazoa; Cnidaria; Anthozoa; Malacalcyonacea; Plexauridae
Source: the annotation of a GenBank genome assembly